This is a messenger RNA of Exserohilum turcica Et28A, 801 nucleotides long. RefSeq lists its product as uncharacterized. The record is from RefSeq and is a predicted model, not a curated record. NCBI's taxonomy places the organism in Eukaryota, Fungi, Ascomycota, Dothideomycetes, Pleosporales, Pleosporaceae. The transcript is spliced from 2 exons. The annotation marks the transcript as partial.
ACUACCUGUGGAUACCUUAAUGGCGAUCCACAAAGUGCGCGGACAGCAGCUUAUGGCUAUGGAUGCCGCGUAGACACCGCACGUGGACUAUGGGGUUUUUGUCCAACAAGUGUGAUACUGGCCGAAGACUGUGGUUUGGCAGGAUUCUGUGUGGAUGAUCACUCGUGUACGGCAGGGUGUGGCAGUUUUUUCAACCAAAUAGGUAUCACUACAGUCUCAUGUGAAAAAACCCAAUUCUGCUCCACUGCCUUACUACUUAACGGCCGUGAUCAGUCAUACGAGUAUAUUGCUUGUGGAAUAAAUCCAGUGCCAGAAACAUUAUUCCCAGUUCCGAACGCCGUGGAAGCAUCGACGACAUCGAGCCCUAGCGCCACGCGCAGUGCUUCUUUAGGUACCCCGAAUUCACAAUCAAACCCACCGAAUACAAGGGAACCAUCGUCCCUCACUACUUCGCUAGAGCCUUCAUCGCCAUUGUUGACACCAUAUGCAACGGAUACGUCUUAUGCACAAAAAUUCACGAAUACCGGGGCUAUUGUGGGAGGCGCCAUUGGAGGGCUUAGUGUCAUUUGCUUGACCAUUCUUGGUGUGCUACUCAUACGUAGAAAGCGCAGAGUUGGGGAAAAGACAGACCAGUCUCCAGGAGACAUUUAUGACGACCAAACUGCUCCUACAGACGACACUAGGUACGGUGGUUACCACUCAUUAUACGCAAAAAAGGGGGCGCAUUGGGAUAGCAGUCAUGGUCCCGUAGAGAUGCAUGCUGGGUAUACUGCGAGCAGUGAACCCAUCGAGCUCAUGGGA